Molecule: messenger RNA, 1116 nt
Organism: Cordyceps fumosorosea ARSEF 2679
Lineage: Eukaryota; Fungi; Ascomycota; Sordariomycetes; Hypocreales; Cordycipitaceae
Product: mannosyl phosphorylinositol ceramide synthase SUR1
Exons: 2
Coding region: 1-1116 (371 amino acids)
Biological process (GO): mannosyl-inositol phosphorylceramide biosynthetic process
Molecular function (GO): mannosyltransferase activity
Source: RefSeq, a predicted model, not a curated record
AUGGCUUGGCUGUCCCGGAUGUUGGGCACUGGUCCUCGGCAGCCUAGAUACGAGGCUGUCCCCGAUGAGGAGGCUGGUGAUUCCUCGCCCUCAAGACCGUAUCGUCGUCGUCGCUCCCGCACGCGACUCUUGCUCCCUCGACAACGCAAGGCGGCCGCUCUCCUCCUUUUUAUCGAUGUCCUCAUCGUCGUUGCUCUCGUCGUCCUCCUUGAGCCCCUCAUCACCCUUCUUCGCCGCAAUGACGACCUCUUCACUCCGAGACUCAACCUCCAUGGCGUAGCCGCUACCCCAGACACACCGGGUGUCAAACACAAGAUUCCACGCAUCCUUCACCAAACCACCCCCAACGAUACCAUUCCCGAUAAAUGGGUAGAGUCCCAGCGCAGCUGCAAGGAGGUGUACAAGGACUACGAAUACAAGCUCUGGACCGACAAGGGUGCUGAGGAUUUCCUUGCCAAGGAAUACCCUUGGUUUGUUGAGUCGUGGAAGAACUACGCCUUUCCCAUCCAACGCGCCGACGCCAUCCGAUAUUUUGUCCUGCACCACUUUGGCGGAAUCUACCUGGAUAUGGAUACGCAGUGCAACCAGACGUUUCCCAUGCAAGAGGUCGAAAAUGACUCGUCCGAUCACGUUGCCGUCUUUAAAUCCACUGCACCCACCGGCGUUACCAAUGACCUCAUGAUUGCCUCGGCGCGCCACCCAGCCUUUACCAUGGCUGUCGCCCAGCUCCCUUACUACUACGCCUGGACGCGCUUCUGGGCUGAGUGCGGCCCUUACAUUAGCAUCAUGCUCUCCUCAGGCCCUCUCUUCCUAUCCCUCGUCGUCAAGGAUUACCUCUUGCAGCAGACCGUUCUCCCCUCACCCACCGUCAAGGUCAUCUCGCCCCCCGGUCUCGACGGCUACAUUACCGACCUCGAGAGCAGUACCUGGCACCGCGCCGAUGCCCAAGCCCUCAUGUGGCUCGGAACCCGCCCUUGGACCUGGUUCACCAUGGGUGCCAUCGGCACCUUUUUCGGCCUUUGCAUCGUCAACUACCUGCUGCUGGCGUUCUAUGGCUUCUUUGCUCGCCGGGUGCUGAGCAUUUCGGCCAGGCUAAAGGAGGCCAAGGUGGCAUAA